AUGUCUGAUUCUGAAAUAGAAUCAAAAUCACAAAAAGAAGAAGAAGAAGAAGAACAAAAAGGAGAAGAAGAGUUACCUCGUGAGUCGUCUGCAACAUCAUCUGAACAAGAACAUACUUCUGAUAUUGUUGAAUCUAUAGAUGAUCAAUCAAAACCUGAUAUAACUGUAGUCUGUACUAUAUGUGAACGUUAUGUAAACAUUUGUGAUUUAACAACACACAUGGUGUAUCAUAAUGCGUUACGAUUAUUUAAACUUAAAGAGGCUCCAGCUACAAUAGAAAUAUUACUUAAACAACGUGAAGUAAUCAUUCAACGUAUGCAACGUUUAAAAAUAUCUGAGGAAUCUUAUUUAAAAUAUGUUAAAACAAUUAAUGAUACAUUUCAAAUUCUAAAAAGAACUAUCGAUCCUUAUGAUUAUCUAGAUGAUUCACAUAUAUAUGAUAAUAAUGAAGCAUCGAAUGUUCAAGGUUUAAGUUUUAUACCACAUAAUCGACUUUUUCUUAGUAUUGGCAUGUGUACAAGUCAAAAUAAACAAUAUAAAGUCGAUAUGGAAGAUACAAUGAAAUUUAUUGAUUGUUUCGGUAUAAGAUAA
Molecule: messenger RNA, 591 nt
Organism: Adineta steineri
Lineage: Eukaryota; Metazoa; Rotifera; Eurotatoria; Adinetida; Adinetidae
Source: the annotation of a GenBank genome assembly